AUGGGAGACCACACGGAGAAACACAUUCAUUUUGAAGAUGGUCGCAAUCGCGAAUACGAUGGGAGUUCUGACGAGGACUGCAAGGCAGUAGAGGUCGUCUUCGAUCCCGGAAACCCAUAUCGUCGCAAAAGCUCAAUGGUUGCCUCAGAGAUCAAGGCGCCUGUGAUGCGCCAUCCUUCGCGACGUGAUGAGUGCCUUGUCCACCAGUUUCUUGACAGUCAGCGACGCGCAAAAGAUGCUGCCAGCUCAGCCAGCGAGCCAGAGUCGGAACCCUCAAUAGGGAAUAACCCUCCGUCAUAUUUAAGCAACAAUCCAAAUACUAGCCAUGCCACUUUUCACAAGGCUCUCAAUGGCGAUCACAUCGAAGCUGUUCGUGACGACAGCCUCGACUCGAUUGUAGACCCCAAAUACCAGAAGAAGUGUCGCGCUGUUGUCGAGCCUGGUGGUAUGGAACACUCAGGCCAAGCUGAUCAGCAGGCCUGGACGCAGCAGAUGACCAAAAGCAUGUCCGACGUUGACCUUUCAGGUUAUCAGGACGACGUGCGAAGUCGCCUCCUAACCAAGCAGCAGCUUAGCGAUAUGGCAUGGGGUGUGCGUGAACUAAGUCGCCGAUUGAGUAGCAUGCGACUUCGGUUCAAGGUCAAGAGCAUCUUUAUCCUCACAAAGAUAUACGACCAAGACUUGAUCCCAAAGACACGAGAAUUGGUCAAGUGGCUCCUUCAACAUAGUCACGAGGUCGCCUACACCGUCUAUGUUCAAGACAAGCUCAAAACAAACAAGAAGUUUGAUGUAAGUGGAAUAAUUGACGAGGUGAGCAAGGGGUAUCUUGAUAGAGGCGACAUGAACGAGCAGGCUGUCAAAGAAACGCUGAACAGGCGACUCCGAUAUUGGGACGAGAACAUGUGCAGAACACGACCUCAUACCUUUGACUUUGUUAUCUCACUUGGUGGCGAUGGUACAGUGUUAUAUGCCAGCUGGCUCUUCCAGCGCAUCGUGCCACCCGUAUUGAGUUUUGCGCUAGGAAGCCUGGGUUUCUUGACCAAGUUUGACUUCGAGGACUACCAGCAGACACUCUUAACGGCCUUCACCAAGGGCGUUACAGUUAGCCUGAGGCUUCGUUUCGAAGGCACUGUCAUGAGAAGCCAGCCGCGCAAGAGAGCCCAGCUUAGUCAGGGCCCCGAGGAGGACGAGGAGCAGUCCCGAGACUUGGUGGAGGAGCUUAUAGGUGAGGAGAGGGAAGAUGAGCACACGCAUCGGCCGGAUGGGACGUUUGAGAUUCUGAAUGAGGUGGUAGUGGACAGAGGACCAAACCCAACAAUGUCAACUACCGAAAUUUUUGGUGACGAUGAGCACUUCACCUCAGUCUUGGCGGACGGUAUUUGCGUAUCGACACCCACAGGCUCAACGGCAUAUAACCUCGCCGCCGGAGGCUCCUUGUGCCACCCCGAGAACCCCGUGAUGCUGGUAACAUCUAUAUGCGCGCAUACCCUGUCUUUCAGGCCUAUCAUCCUUCCUGACACGAUUGUGCUACGGGUCGGUGUUCCAUAUAGCGCAAGAACGGCUUCAUGGGCGAGCUUCGAUGGCCGAGAACGUGUCGAGCUUAAGCCAGGAGAUUACGUGACUAUCAGCGCCAGUAGAUUUCCAUUUGCCUCGGUGCAAGCCGAGGGACGGAGGAGUGAAGACUGGGUGAACAGUAUUAGUGGAAAGUUGGGAUGGAAUACUAGACAAAAGCAGAAGAGUUACAAGGAGUGGGAGAAAUGA
Messenger RNA from Fusarium mangiferae, 1761 nucleotides. RefSeq lists its product as uncharacterized. The transcript is spliced from 3 exons. The record is from RefSeq and is a predicted model, not a curated record. Lineage: Eukaryota; Fungi; Ascomycota; Sordariomycetes; Hypocreales; Nectriaceae. Gene Ontology annotation, biological process: NAD+ metabolic process; NADP+ biosynthetic process. The coding region runs from base 1 to 1761 and encodes 586 amino acids. Gene Ontology annotation, molecular function: NAD+ kinase activity.